AUGAAGGUAAUCCCUAUUCAAGCUCGAUCCGAUAAUUGGAUGUAUCUAGUGAUCGAUUCAUCAAACGAAGCUGCUGUCGUAGAUCCUUAUGACGCUAAUAAGAUUUCAAAAGAAGCGAAAGAACAGGGAGUUAAAGUUACUAGUCUGAUAACUACUCAUCAUCAUGAUGAUCAUUCUGGUGGAAACUCGAAAUUUCUCUCCCUUCAUCCAGGACUUCAAGCAUAUGGUGGAUCAAAGCAAAGCGCCGGAACUAACGUAGUAGUGAAGGAAGGAGAUGCGUUCAAGAUUGGACAAGAUAUCGACGUCAAAUGCUUGCACACCCCAUGUCAUACUCAGGAUUCAAUCUGUUUCUUCAUUGAAGAUAAGAAAACUGGAGAAAAGGGUGUGUUCACUGGAGAUACACUAUUCUUAGCUGGAUGCGGACGUUUCUUCGAAGGUACACCGGAAGAGAUGCAUGCUGCUUUGACUAAAUUAUCAAAAUUACCCGAAGAUACUCUUGUCUUCAAUGGUCAUGAAUAUACGAAAGGAAGUGCUAAAUUCGGAUUGACUGUUGAACCCGAUAACGAACCGUUGAAAGGGCUCCUCAAGAAAGCUCAAAGUGAUUCUUGUACAACUGGUAAAUCGACUAUUGGAGAUGAAUUGAAAUGGAAUGUAUUCAUGAGACUUGAUAGGCCUGAAGCGAAAAAAGCAACAGGUGAAACAGAUCCAAUCAAGAUUAUGGGUAAAUUGAGAGAAAUGAAGAAUGCUAUGUGA
Messenger RNA from Kwoniella shivajii, 753 nucleotides. RefSeq names its product hydroxyacylglutathione hydrolase. Gene Ontology annotation, molecular function: hydroxyacylglutathione hydrolase activity. NCBI's taxonomy places the organism in Eukaryota, Fungi, Basidiomycota, Tremellomycetes, Tremellales, Cryptococcaceae. The record is from RefSeq and is a predicted model, not a curated record. The coding region runs from base 1 to 753 and encodes 250 amino acids. The transcript is spliced from 7 exons.